This is a messenger RNA of Penicillium oxalicum, 1044 nucleotides long. Its product is annotated as amidohydrolase family protein. The record is from RefSeq and is a predicted model, not a curated record. Gene Ontology annotation, molecular function: hydrolase activity; carboxy-lyase activity. Bases 1 to 1044 code for a protein of 347 amino acids. Lineage: Eukaryota; Fungi; Ascomycota; Eurotiomycetes; Eurotiales; Aspergillaceae. The transcript is spliced from 2 exons. Gene Ontology annotation, biological process: secondary metabolic process. Gene Ontology annotation, cellular component: cytoplasm; cytosol.
AUGCCAUUACCACUCGAAGCUCAUCCAUCUCCGACGGUGAACAUGCAGCGCAUCGAUGUGCAUACGCACUGUGUGCCCCCCGCCUAUCGAGCCAUCUGCAGGAGAAAUAGUUUCGCGGGUAGAGGUCACCCAGACGGAAUGCCCGCGAUUCCCCCCUGGGAUCCAGAAAGCCAUCUUGCCCUGAUGAAGGAUCUCGGCAUCACGCGGUCUAUUCUCAGCAUGUCCUCUCCCGGAACUCAUCUAUUUCCCGGAGACGAUGAACAGGCUCGUUUGGUCACAAGAUACAUGAACGAUCACAUGGCCGAUGUCUGCUCGCAGUAUUCGGGCAAAUUCUCCUUCUUCGCGUCGCUUCCUUUGCCGGAUGUAGAAGGCUCACUUGCGGAGAUUGAUCGUGCGCUGGAUGAGCUGGGGGCUGUCGGGUUUCAGAUCCUGACAAACUCUCACGGAGUGUAUCCCGGAGAUCUGAAAUUCCGACGGGUCUUUGAGAAGCUGAGUCAAAAGGACGCCAUUGUGUUUCUUCACCCGACCAGUUGUCAUCUUCGACGCGAGAUAGGUCCGGUUGAAGAGAUUGAGCCACUGGCUGGAGUGCCUAAUCCAAUGCUAGAGUUCAUGUUCGAUAGCACGCGAGCAUUGACAAGUAUCUUGACGUCGGAGAUCAGAACCAAGUGUCCAGGGAUCAAAUUUAUCAUUGCUCACUGCGGUGCAACUCUGCCUCCGGUCGUGGCCCGCAUUGCCGAGUUCUCCCAUCUGAUCUCCAAUGUCGAUGGACCCUUGACCGUCGAAAUCAUCAAAGAUUGGCUGCAGACUCACUGCUACGCAGAUCUCGCCGGUGUUCCGUUUCCCGACCAAAUUCACGGUCUUCUGCGCCACAUGGACUCGUCCAGAUUACUCUACGGAACGGAUUACCCUUACACGCCAGAUCCAUUGGCCAAGUCACUGGCCGCGAGACUGGACGAGAAUCUCGAGCGAGAGUUCGGUCCGGAGACUCUUCAGCAGGCUCUUGUGACCAAUGCCCAGACCUUGUUCAGCGGUCGAUGGAACUAG